Messenger RNA from Solanum stenotomum, 489 nucleotides. RefSeq lists its product as uncharacterized. Gene Ontology annotation, molecular function: zinc ion binding. The coding region runs from base 1 to 489 and encodes 162 amino acids. Lineage: Eukaryota; Viridiplantae; Streptophyta; Magnoliopsida; Solanales; Solanaceae. The record is from RefSeq and is a predicted model, not a curated record. The transcript has 3 exons.
AUGGCUAAAGUUGUUAAAGUUGACAACCGGGUUAAGAUGUACCUUGAGGAUGAUGGUUACAAAAAGUGGUCAAGAGUUCUUGCAACAGUAAACAGGGGGAGAAUGAUGACUUCUAACAUAGUGGAAUGGGGAAAUUUAUGCCUUUUCCCAUAUGUAAAGUAUCAUGUAUAUGCAGUUGGUUGUCGUUUGGCUAAUGUUGUACCAUCUACUGAAUUUAUUUAUUCAGUGUAUGAAGGUGGGCGAAGAUACAUUGUUUGCCUUGAGAGAAAAAAUUGUAACUGUGGGAGAUUUCAGCUUGACGAGAUACCGUGUGCUCACACAAUUGCUGUAAUGAAGAAGAAGAAUAUUAUAGAUAUACAUCCCUACUACUCAGAUUACUAUAAACCAGCUGCAUUGGCAAACACGUAUGAAGUUUCGAUGGUUCCAAUGCCGGAUAGGGAGGAUUGGACAGUACGAGUUUGUUUUGGAAGAAAUCGUUAUGCCACCUAG